AGGGCGCAUGUGAUUGGCUGCCUAGUCUCCAGGACAACAAGCGGAACAUUAAACGUCACUGGAUCUAACGUUACUGGGUUUAAAGUCUUUGUCUUUUAACUUCACUGGCUUUAAAGUCACUGGAUGUAAAGUCACUGGCUUUUAACUCACUGGCUUUUUAUAGACAACUGAUAUUUGAAAGUCUGGCAUUCACAGCUUUCACAACACGUACAGGUUGUUUCUCCUGCAGUGAAAGAUGGACAGAGGGUCAGAACAAGGAGAUCACGAGGUGAAGAAACCAGAAGACAAUGGUAAUCUCACUUCUUCUACUAAUGGGAAAGAAGGGGUCCAAGCUGUAAUGGAAUCCGCCUCUGAGAGCGGAGAGCAGAUCCCUGCCACCGACAGCCUCACAACAAGCAAACACCUGCAGGAGGACAGUGAACAGUCUGUGUCCCAUGAGUUUGACAUCAUUGAUGGCGAUGGAGGUCCCACAGUGCACCUUGAGACCUCGGAGAACGAGGGGGGUACGAGGCCUGCGCAGGAGGAAGAGAAGGAGGCUGAAGAAGAGGAGGUCGCUGCUGCCAGCCCCGACCCGACACAAGGUGAAGACGUCAUCAGUGAGGAUGAGGAGCAGCUUCUGUGGAGGAAGCUCUGUGAAGAGAGAGAUAAAGCCCUCAAACGCAACAGCCAGCUGCAGAUGACGCUUGCCAAGUACUUCAGAAAGAAGUCCAGAGACACGGUCCAGCUGGAGAUACCUUGCUCAGGACAACUGCAGGAGUAUGGGAAGUCCAACAUCCUGACUGACUUGAAACAGCAGCUCGCCUCUGACUUAAAGGUGGCCCAGCAGGAGGAAGAGAAGCUGAGGUUACAGUCCCAGGAGAAGUCAGACAAGGUGGAGAAGGAAUGGCAAGAGUUUGUGGCACUGAAGCGGGAUGUAGCCGUGAAAGUGCUCAGCCGAUACAUGCCUAAACGAACAGCUCAGGCCAAAGUGGAAUCGACGCUGGCAUCGGAGCAGCUUAAGCAGGACAAGCUGAUCAAGCUGUCGGUGAUGUCCAUAAAGCUGAAGAUGAGAAUCCAACGACUGGAAGCAGAGCUCCGAGAGGUCGAGGACCAGCGCAAGGACCCUGUGCAGCUCUUCAUCGGACAGCUGCAUGCUGCAAGGGUGGAGCAAAAAAAGCUUGUCGAAAGGCAAAAUGAGGAAUCGAUUAGGCUUCAGAACAGGAUCCGCAGCGACUUGGAGGUCCUGUCAAACGUAAAGGAGAAGCUGUUCUGGAGUCAGAGGGAGGUCCAGGCCAAGCGGGAGCAGCUGGCAGAGGUGGAGGUCAUUGUUGCAAGGAAGAGAGAAGUCCUGACCAAGACCAAGAAUGAACUCAAAAGUCUGCAGAUGAACACCCAGAGGCUGAAGGAGAGCCACGGCUUACUGGGGAACAGGCUCCUGCUGCGGGACUACGAGGACACUGUGGAUGCCUGUGCCCAGCUGGAGGAACGGCUGGAGUAUCUGAAGCGCCACACAUCUGAGCUGUAUGAAAACAUGGAACAAUAACCUACAGGCACCUUAUGACACGAAUUAACAAAAGACUGACACAGAAGGGGUCUGAAAAACACCAGCACAAAAGCUUUAGGCCAACUGUGUUUUGGGCAGGUCACGUCCUCUAAAAAUAUCUGUAAGCCAAGUCAGGACAAGAGCAUGACCACUUGAUUGACUGUGAUAGUAUCGAAGAAAUGGUUUGCCAUUUGAAGACUCAUAUUUAGUAGCUUUUUAGCAAGAGUUAGAUGGGAAGAUGGAUAGCACUCUCAUGUCUGUGUGUGAGGGAAGAGGCUGGAGACUUUCAGAGUGCAAAAAAUCACUCGAACGCUGACAAAGAAUGUGUUGUACGAUAGUUAUCACUGUUAGGUAUGUGGGGGAUGUGCCGUAAAAGAGGGGCGGACAGGAAAAUGUUGUACACAUAACGGUUCCUGUGCUAGGAGUUGUACUCUGUUAAU
Messenger RNA from Limanda limanda (common dab), 1962 nucleotides. RefSeq names its product coiled-coil domain containing 96 (gene cfap184). Lineage: Eukaryota; Metazoa; Chordata; Actinopteri; Pleuronectiformes; Pleuronectidae. The record is from RefSeq and is a predicted model, not a curated record. Gene Ontology annotation, cellular component: ciliary basal body; axoneme. Gene Ontology annotation, biological process: cilium assembly. The transcript has 3 exons. The coding region runs from base 236 to 1522 and encodes 428 amino acids.